AUGGCCAUAGUUCUUUUGUACCCUGUAGCAAUAUUUUUAAGCUUCCUUUUUCUUUACCAUUGGAGAUGGAACAAAACCUCAUUCAUCACAAAUUGGCCAAUCGUCGGAAUGCUCCCGGGCUUUCUUCUCAAUGCAUCGCAUGUGCAUGAGUACCUAACUUCCCUUCUCAAAUUUUAUGGGGGCACUUUCGAGUUUCAGGGUGGUUGGUUAACUGGCAUUAAACUUUUGAUCACUAGUGAUCACAUGAACAUCCACCACAUUUGUAGCACAAAUUUUCCAAACUACGGAAAGGGGAGGAAAUUUCGAGAGAUUUUUGAUGUUCUGGGAGAUGGGAUUUUUAGUUCUGAUCAUGACUCGUGGAAAUAUCAAAGGAAGCUACUUCAGACAUUGUUAAAGGACAACAAGUUCAAGUUGUUCUUUGAGGAAGUUGUCAAGGGAAAGGUUGAAAAGGGCCUUAUUCCAGUUCUUGAUCACAUCUCAAGUUUGGGAAUUGAGGUUGAUUUACAAGACGUUUUUCAACGAUUCACCUUUGAUAGUGUUUGCUUAAUGGUUUUAGGUCAUGAUCCAAAUUGCCUCUCCAUUGAAUUACCUAAAGUUGCACAUUCAAAUGCGUUUGAUGAAGUGGAGGAAAGUCUGUUAUAUCGACACCUUGUGCCAGAAAGAUGGUGGAAGUUACAAAGAAGGCUGCAGAUUGGAUCAGAGAAGAAGCUAUUACAUGCAUGGAAAGUUUUUGAUGAAUUUGUAUAUGAAUGCAUCUCAACCAAGCGAGAAGAACAGAACCUCGUGAAGAAGGAGGAAUUAAAAUUCAACUUGUUUACAGCUAUAGUUAUGGAUGAACAAGAAGGAGAAAUGAGUAGUAAUAUUACCCAAUCCAACAAGUUUCUAAGGGACACUACGACAAAUCUCUUGGCCGCAGGGAGAGAUACCAUAAGUUCUGGACUAACUUGGUUUUUUUGGCUUGUUGCAACACACCCAUCAGUUGAAGCUAAAAUUCUAGAAGAGAUCAAAAAGCAUCUGGUGGACAAUGACAAAUGGAGGGUUUCAAACAUAGAUGAGCUAAGUAAGCUAGUUUAUCUACAUGGAGCAAUAUGUGAGACCUUGCGGCUUUUCCCACCCGUACCUUUUGAACACAAAAGUUCAGCUAAAUCUGAUAUUCUUCCUAGCGGCCACUAUAUCAAACCAAAAACGAGAAUUAUAUACUCUUUAUACUCAAUGGGAAGGAUGGAAAGCAUAUGGGGCACAGAUUGCUUAGAGUUCAAGCCAGAGAGAUGGAUUUCUGAGCAUGGAGGAAUAGUGCAUGUACCAUCUUUCAAAUUCAUAGCAUUUAAUGCUGGUGCAAGGACUUGUUUAGGUAAGGAUAUAACCUUUGUUCAAAUGAAAAUAAUUGCAAGUGCCAUCCUUUGGAAUUAUCGUGUUCAUGUGGUAGAGGGCCAUCCUGUUUCACCUAGUAUCUCCGUUAUACUUCACAUGAAACAUGGUUUGAAGGUGAGGAUCAGUAAAAGAUUUUUCUGA
Messenger RNA from Quercus robur (English oak), 1512 nucleotides. Its product is annotated as alkane hydroxylase MAH1-like. Gene Ontology annotation, molecular function: iron ion binding; monooxygenase activity; oxidoreductase activity, acting on paired donors, with incorporation or reduction of molecular oxygen. The transcript has a single exon. The record is from RefSeq and is a predicted model, not a curated record. Lineage: Eukaryota; Viridiplantae; Streptophyta; Magnoliopsida; Fagales; Fagaceae. Bases 1 to 1512 code for a protein of 503 amino acids.